AAUAAUUUUAGGAUAUUUAGCGCUCACGGGAGGGAGGGAAAAAUACGGGCACUACAGUAGGGAGUAGAGCCUCUCAAUCGGAACCUAAAUGGAGCGGAAAAAAAGGCGAUUUGUGUUUGAAUCUACAUUUAAAACGUCGCAUUCCGUUCCCCAUGGUUUACUGUUCUAGCUACUCGACCAGUACCACUUAGUGCCUAAUCACUGGCGGUCGAUUUCCCUUUCAUUACCUCCCUCUUUGCUUUACGCCUCUAUAAAUUGCCGCCUCAUCCUACUCUUUACCCCAGGUUUCCGACUCCUUUUGUUCUAUCCAAAACAAGUUGAUAACACUCAAUUUGCAUGCUCUUUCUCAAGCUGAUAUAUAGCAAAUAGUUCGGAAUUCCGAAUUCCCUCUGUAAGUGAGUGCUCAGAAUGGCUGCUCUAGCAAGUAACACCACUAGAAGUUUCCCUCUGCAAUUCAAUGCGCGGCCUGCAAGUGAUAAUAGGUCAGUAGUUGCUUGUAAGAAGUUUAGCUUGGGCAAAAUUUGUGGGCGUCUUACUGCUAAGCCUCCCGUCCAGCGAAGAGAGUCCAAUUAUAAGAAAGCAUUUGAGUCGCUGGAACUUGGGCUUACACUUGAUGCAAAAGAAUGGAGAGGUUAUAAAGAUGGGCCUGGGUGGAAUCCGUUCCAGAGGCUGGCUGCAAUGGCGUUAGAAGCAGUGGAGAGGAGUUUGAUUGCGGGUCUGGAGAAGAAACGUCCUAGGACCAAGACCACUGAUCCGAAGCUUCAGCUCUCAGGCAACUUUGCACCCGUUGGCGAGAACCCCGUUCACCAUGACCUCGAAGUGGUGGGCCGAAUUCCUCAGUGUCUGAACGGCUUGUACGUGCGAAACGGCGCAAAUCCCCAGUUCGAGCCCUCCGGAGGACAUCAUUUAUUCGACGGGGACGGCAUGAUUCAUGCCGUGAGGCUCAUGCAUGGCAUGGCCAGCUACUGCUGCCGUUACACUCGCACGCACCGGUUUGAUCAGGAGAAGAAGUUGGGACAGGCCGUUUUCCCCAAGACAAUUGGCGAGCUCCACGGGCAUGCCGGACUGGCACGCCUGCUCUUGUUUCAUGCGCGUGCUUUGUUCGGGCUUGUGGACGCGAGUAACGGCAUCGGAGUGGCCAAUGCAGGUCUUGUUUUCUUUAACGGCCGGCUUCUCGCCAUGUCUGAAGAUGAUUUGCCCUACGCUGUGCAUGUCAGGGACGACGGAGACCUGGAAACCGUCGGGCGGUUUGAUUUCGACGGGCAGCUGAAAUCCUCCAUGAUCGCACACCCGAAGGUGGAUCCGGAGACGGGGGAGCUCUUUGCUCUGAGCUAUAAUGUUCUGAAGAAGCCGUAUCUCAACUACUUUGUCGUCCGUCCAGACGGGACCAAAGGUCCCGACGUGUCAAUUUCCAUCAAGGAGCCGACGAUGAUGCACGAUUUUGCAAUCACCGAGAACUACGUCGUGGUACCGGAUCAGCAGGUCGUGUUCCGCCUCGGGCAGCUUUUCUUGGGUGGCUCGCCGGUCGUUUAUGAAAAAACGAAGAUCCCGCGCUUUGGCGUGCUUCCCAAGUACGAUUCCGACGAGAGCCGGAUCAAAUGGGUGGAGGUGCCUGACUGCUUUUGCUUCCAUCUCUGGAACGCCUGGGAAGACGAAGACAGCGACGAGAUUGUUGUGAUCGGGUCCUGCAUGACUCCGCCAGACAGCGUUUUCAACGAGUCCGAAGAAUCUCUCAGAAGCAUUCUCUCUGAAAUACGCCUCAAUACGGCGACCGGAUCGUGCAGAAGAAGAGAUUAUGCGUCCCUGAAUCUGGAGGCUGGGCAGGUGAACCGGCGGCAUCUGGGAAGAAAAACAAGAUACGCGUAUCUGGCCAUAGCGGAGCCGUGGCCUAAGGUUUCGGGCAUCGCCAAAGUGGAUCUGCAAUCACAGUCGCCGGGCAGCUCGAACGAGAAUAUCGUGGCGAGGAUGACGUACAAGGAGGGAUGUUAUGGCGGAGAGCCUUUCUUCGUACCUCGCACAACAGAGCAAGGCGCUGCAGAAGACGACGGCUAUAUCCUUACCUUCGUCCACGACGAGGCGACAUUAAGUUCUGAGCUGUUGAUUUUGGAUGCAGCUUCUUCCAGCCUGGAGACCGUAGCAUCCGUCAAGCUUCCUUCCAGAGUACCUUACGGCUUCCACGCCACGUACGUGCCUUCUGCUGACCUUGCCAAUCAGAAGCUCCACGCCAAAUAGUACUGCUGCAUCUUCUGCUUGUAAAUUCUUACCUUUUAGCGCUAUACAUCACGCUUGUGAAAGGGAUCUCCCGGCUACUAUAGGUUUCCGCUGUAUAUUGCAGCUCAGCUGGCUUCCUUUAUCUCUUUGCUGUGAAAGACUAUAAACCUUGUAAUGUGUCAGAAUCUCAACUUUUGCCACAAAUAUACGACUUUUUUCUCACAAUUCAGGCAUGCAUACAAAUUUUAGUUGCUGCUUUGUCACAAUAUUAAAUACGGAACUUUCAACGUUUGUCGUCAUAACAAAUUAUCCAUUACUCUCAUUUCAAAUCUUCAGAACAAAUCUUUUCGGCCUCUAAAUGG
Molecule: messenger RNA, 2573 nt
Organism: Cryptomeria japonica (Japanese cedar)
Lineage: Eukaryota; Viridiplantae; Streptophyta; Pinopsida; Cupressales; Cupressaceae
Product: 9-cis-epoxycarotenoid dioxygenase NCED3, chloroplastic
Exons: 1
Coding region: 409-2232 (607 amino acids)
Biological process (GO): carotene catabolic process
Cellular component (GO): chloroplast stroma
Molecular function (GO): carotenoid dioxygenase activity
Source: RefSeq, a predicted model, not a curated record